Molecule: messenger RNA, 692 nt
Organism: Eucalyptus grandis
Lineage: Eukaryota; Viridiplantae; Streptophyta; Magnoliopsida; Myrtales; Myrtaceae
Exons: 3
Coding region: 10-573 (187 amino acids)
Source: RefSeq, a predicted model, not a curated record
CAAAGAGCGAUGGCAAUGGGGGAAGACGAUGGGCGAUCGAUUCUCACCGACACUUCUGCUUCUCAUGCCACUCGCACUGCUUUAACAUCCAGCUGCUGCGGAUGGACGACGUCGGCAUCGCGGUACACGCUGGCGUCGUUCCGGGAGCUGCCGGAGUACGUGAAGGACAAUCCAUCCUCAGCCACCAUCCACGCCAGCAGGCCGCUCGCCAAGGCCGCCCGCAGCUUGUUCCGUUGGCACAACGAGAAGCUCAGCGUCUGGUCAAACUCUAAUAGUGCAAGAACUAAUAUCUCUUACUCAAAGGAAUUGCUUUUGGGUACAAAUUCUUUGGUGAACUCAAAUCAGAUAAUGGAAGAAGAAAAUGAAGAUCAGUUCCCUCCAACCAGCCGCGACGCGGUGGCCGUUCUUUGUUUUCUUGGGCAAAUCCAUGUUCUGCCUCCUCUCGAGCAGCAUUUGCCACCUUUUCUCAAGCCAAUCACACUGCUUGAACAACCAAUUGCUGCAGAUGGACUAUGUUGGCAUCACGGUCAUGAUAAUCACCUAACGGCAACUGAUCUACAUCAGCAAAAAUAAUGGCAAUGGGGAUGUUCACUUUCGUGACACUGCUUGCGCCUUCUCUUUCUUCUGGAAAUUCCAGGCGUUUUGGGCGAUGCUCUUCUCAUCCAUGGGGUUUUUCGGUAUUGUACCUGCGA